Messenger RNA from Alternaria rosae, 986 nucleotides. RefSeq lists its product as uncharacterized. The transcript has 3 exons. Bases 401 to 880 code for a protein of 159 amino acids. The record is from RefSeq and is a predicted model, not a curated record. NCBI's taxonomy places the organism in Eukaryota, Fungi, Ascomycota, Dothideomycetes, Pleosporales, Pleosporaceae.
CCUGUUUCGCUGCCGACGUGUGUUGACCGAUGGCAACCCUGAACGGCAGAUGUGCGUAAUUUUCCAAGAGGUCACUACUUGGCGUAAUCUUGUGUCAAACACGCGCGUCGACAUGACAAUCCGCGGUGCGAGCUACACGCGCCUCAAGGUAUAGUGUGAAUAUUGGUCAUGUUUCCAUGAUAGGGUGAUGUAACGAUGUAACGACACACAGGGACAGGACGUCUGGGCCGCGAGUGCAUCGAAUAUCCUGUAAUGAUGCUUGGUACUGAACCAGAAGGAGAACCUCACUCUACCGGCCUCCAUCAGGGCCCGGCUCUCUGAGGCGGGGUUCCGAGAGAAGCAGGUUAUAACCUCAGAACACUUCCCCAUCCAUGGAUUGAAACUUGAAGCGCCGUCCGCCAUGUCUGAUGUUAAUCCACUCGAUGUUUUGGCUAUCAAGAAUGUCGUAUCGCGAUAUUGCCAGGCCUUGGAUUUGAAGGACUUUGAUCUGCUAGGGAAGGUUUUCAUAUCCGAUGUCGAAGCCAGCUAUCCUUUCAAUGAAGCCAUGAAGAGCCUUGAUGAGGUGAAGGAUGCGAUCAAGAACCGCCUUGGACCAGUCCGCACACACCACAACCUCACGACGCAAACCAUCACGUUCAGAUCCGAUGCGCAGACGGCACGAGCUGUCACGUACUUCCAGGGUGUCCACUUCGGUCAAGGCCCUCACGAGGGCAAGAUGCUAUGCGCGUAUGGCAAGUACGUGGACGACAUGGUAAUGCUGGAAGCGAAAAACGGCGACUGUGAUGGUGUGCGCGGUGCGAGCGGGAUCUGGAGGAUCAAGGACAGAACAGUCACCUUCACCCAGCGAAUCGGAGAUGAAAAGAUUAUGAAGGAGCAUUGAGGGUUGCGACGCGGGGUGGAAGUCGCUUGCUGCCGCCAUUAUCUAGCGCACGAAUGCUGAUUAUACCUUCCUCACCACUUGCAGUACAACCAAGAGUUUCGACCAC